Fusarium redolens is the source of this 1042-nucleotide messenger RNA. RefSeq lists its product as uncharacterized. Gene Ontology annotation, biological process: regulation of transcription by RNA polymerase II. Gene Ontology annotation, molecular function: DNA-binding transcription activator activity, RNA polymerase II-specific; zinc ion binding. The record is from RefSeq and is a predicted model, not a curated record. NCBI's taxonomy places the organism in Eukaryota, Fungi, Ascomycota, Sordariomycetes, Hypocreales, Nectriaceae. The transcript has 2 exons. Bases 1 to 867 code for a protein of 288 amino acids.
AUGCCUUUGAGCGGAACGUGCAAACGCAGGAGGAUCAAGUGUGAUGAAGGAAAGCCGCAAUGCCGAAAUUGCAAGAUUCACGGUGCAUCCUGCGUCUACAAAUGGAUGAAACAUACUUCCACUGCGCCUACCAAUGGCCCAAGUGCGCCCCAGGCCGAAACGCAUGGCACUGAAGCAGAUGAUCUCAUCAUCUUCAGCACUAGGCACAUGAUGUUACUGCAUCACUUUACUACUGUGACGGCGCCGACUUUACACUCAAACGUGACUCUACAGGCAGUAUGGGAGGUAGAUGUCCCCAAGAUAGGUUUCCGUUUUCGUUUCCUGAUGGACGCCAUCUUAGCUCUGGCGUCGCUACACCUUUCGUAUCUGAGGCCAAACGAGUGGCAUGUCCACUGGUUACGAGGCAUCGAGCUGUAUCAAACAGCGCUUGCCGGCGCCAAGGCGGAGAUGCAGAAGGUCUCAACAGAGAACCACGCCGCGAUCUUCCUGUUCUCGGCACUGACAUGUUACUUCUCACUCGCGAGGAGCCGCUGUGGAGACACAGCGAGAUGUUCAGCUAUGGAGAUCGACGAAGACUUCUUAGAAUGGGUCUUCUUAUUUCGAGGUACAAGGACGUUCAUCCUGCCUCCUGACGCAACGUCAUUAGAAUUAGGCCCGCUCGCGCCCAUGAUCGAGAUUGGCAGACAGCGUGUCCGUCGGCUCGCCGAGCUGUUGGCGACGGACGCAGUCGAGAUCAAGGCCCUCACCGACCUGCAAGCAGAAAUUCAGGGCCGGGUCACGGAACCAACGGAACUCACCGCUUAUGAGGGCGCCAUACAUGUGAUCUGGAGAUCCUUCAACGCGGUCUAUCACCAACCAGCAGAAUGAGUCCAGAAUACUGAUAUCUUUUCUUGACUCUUCGACGUCUCAGAUGAGUUUAUGACUCUGCUCCGAGCGCGAAGACCGAUUGCGCUCGCGCUUUUUGCUUGCUUCAGUGUCUUAUUCCGACACUUGCGCGGCGUCUGGUGGGUCGGAGACUGGACAGACUGCGUUUUGAACCAAG